AUGGGCGCUGCCCAACUCGCCCCAUCUUUGCCUCCCUCCAGUGCACUUCUGCCCCUGGCCCAGCUGGAGCCCAGCCUGCGGCUGGAGGAGGUGGAGUGGCAACAAGGUACCGGUCACCGGGGGCUGCCCUUGCUGGGCACCCCCAAGGCCGCGCGGAAGGCUCUGCUAUGCUGCCUCAAGGAGACACAGGCCGAGCUGGAGAAGAUGAGGCAGCAGCAGAAGGAACUGGAAGCUAAGGAGCAGCUGAGAGCUGCCUCUACGCCCGAGCCUCCGCAGGCUGUCAUCCUACCCAUGCAGCAAGUGCUGAUCCCCCAGAAAUGGGCCUCACCCACGGAAGAUGAGGGCAUCCUGGUCCUAAAGAGGAGGGUGACUCGGAGGCUGGGGGAUGCCGUGGGGCUGGACUGA
Molecule: messenger RNA, 405 nt
Organism: Alligator mississippiensis (American alligator)
Lineage: Eukaryota; Metazoa; Chordata; Crocodylia; Alligatoridae
Product: kinesin-like protein KIF22
Exons: 4
Coding region: 1-405 (134 amino acids)
Source: RefSeq, a predicted model, not a curated record